Piliocolobus tephrosceles (Ugandan red Colobus) is the source of this 1965-nucleotide messenger RNA. It is a transcript of the gene C8H7orf57, whose product is annotated as chromosome 8 C7orf57 homolog. Bases 1 to 1020 code for a protein of 339 amino acids. The record is from RefSeq and is a predicted model, not a curated record. Lineage: Eukaryota; Metazoa; Chordata; Mammalia; Primates; Cercopithecidae. The transcript has 9 exons.
AUGUUGUGGUUCCGCAGCGCCCUGGGAGUUUGGGUUUGGUUGGCUGCAGCCCGCCAGCCGUGUAAAAACUCCAACGCCGGGCGCCGCGGGCAGCACCCACGGAGACCCGCGGGGAGCUGCGUGCAGCGCCUGACCAUGAGGAACACAAGCAAGGAACUACAGGGCGCCACGCACCGCUACGCUCCCUGCGAUUGGUAUUACCAUGUUCCAGUGAAGCGCUCUGAGAAGGCCGUGGAUGCCCCACCAGCGUCCCAGAUCCCAGGUCUCAGCAAUUUGGGAGACUCACAUUGCAGGGACCUGCCUGGGACUCGGAGAUACUGGAUAAAAGAAACAGAUUCGGAAUAUGUGAAGCUUGCGAAACAAGGUGGCAGGCCUGAUCUGCUGAAGCACUUUGCCCCUGGGACCAGGAAAGGCUCCCCCGUGGCCUACUCCCUGCCAGACUGGUAUAUCCACCACAGCAAGCCACCGACAGCCAACCAGCAAGAAGUGCGGGCUGUCUCCAUGCCGGAUUACAUGGUUCAUGAAGAAUUUAACCCCGAUCAGGCCAAUGGUAGCUAUGCAUCCAGAAGAGGGCCCUUCGACUUCGACAUGAAAACAGUUUGGCAAAGAGAGGCUGAGGAACUUAAAAAGGAGAAAAAAAAGCUGAGGCUACCGGCCAUUGACUCAAAGUAUCUGAGCAAAGCAGACACCCAACUUGGCCCUAAGGACCCUACAGGAAGUAGACUGUCCUUCCCCCCCAUGCCUGGUCAAAAAAACAGUUCACCUACCAAUUUUUCCAAACUCAUUAGCAAUGGUUAUAAGGAUGAGUGGUUGCAGCAGCAGCGAGCUGACUCAGGCAAGAGGACCCCGAAGAUCUCCAGGGCGUCAGUGUCAUCUCAGUCCCCACGAGACCCGGAAGGUCCCCAGGAUGCAGCGAGGCUCCAGGACGCAGAGGCUCCUGAAGGUCCUGAGGAUGCCCCAGAGUCUUCUCAAAGCCCAGAAGAAUCUGUAUCUGUAUCAACACCAGCAGAGCUCAAAUAAAUCCUGAUGCAAUAUAUAUUUAGGAUAAUUUUAAAAUGGCUAAAUAUGACAUGACUAUAUUAUAGCUACAUUUCUGAGGCUCUUUUUGUAUUUUAUUAAUAUAGACUCUCAUUGAAUAAUUUAACUUGUAGCAGAUUUGACAUUGCUGCAUAGAAGGGGCAGGUGUUUGUUUUUUGUUUCUUGCGUUUCUCUGAGAUGUGAAACACAUGGCUAACAAACACAACUAUGGCCUCUGGUACCCUCUGCCCUGCUGGCCUGUUGAUGUCCCAGUAUCUCAGAACCAAUCACUUGCACCCUGUCAUCAACUAACAUAACCUCCUACUGUGUGAACCACUCUUAGUGGGCAUUGCUACUGGAUUCUUGACUAGAGGAAACUUACAGAACAGGUGUUAAACCUUUUCCAAUAUUUGGUAUUGCAAUCUUUACAGAAAUCAUUUUCUAGUUACAAAAAAAUUUAAUUCCAGAAUAUGGUGAUGCAGUUUAUGUUAAGAAAAAUAUUUUAACUUAUUAUGCCAUGAAUUUAUUAACAUUUAAUAUAAAAUAUUGUAACAUUUGCUGUUUUUAAAUGUUUGUUAUUUUUUCUUAAACUGAGAUUCAAAAUUACUUUGUUUUACAAAUGUUAAAUUGUUUAUAUUUAAGUAAUUAGCUAAAAUAUAGUUCUAUGUUUUGCAUAUUAAUUGAUUAAUAACAUAAUAAUUUUAUGUGGGAAUGUUUUCAGAAAGCCAAAUAAAGCCACAGAUAUUUUAGCUUCUUUCCCAGAAUAAACUUAUCAUGCAUUUGCUUACCUAAAAUUUAAGUUUCAAAUUAGUUCUCUACAUGAGACACUUAAUUGAGCAUAUAUAUCUAUAUUCAUUGAUCAAACUGAUAUGCUACGGGAGAAUGUAUGCAACAUGUAAAAAAUGCAAAUGGCUGUAUGCAAUGAAUAAAAAUCAUAUGCAAUUAUAG